Messenger RNA from Olea europaea var. sylvestris, 1200 nucleotides. RefSeq names its product NADPH-dependent aldehyde reductase 1, chloroplastic-like. The transcript is spliced from 3 exons. Gene Ontology annotation, molecular function: oxidoreductase activity. The record is from RefSeq and is a predicted model, not a curated record. Bases 19 to 1041 code for a protein of 340 amino acids. NCBI's taxonomy places the organism in Eukaryota, Viridiplantae, Streptophyta, Magnoliopsida, Lamiales, Oleaceae.
UUUCUGUACAAGAAUGACAUGCUCUCUCGAUUUCUCUCUGGUUCGAGAGUGUUAACCAUCACUGCUAGAUACCAUUUUCCUACUCAGAAAACCCAGUUAUCUACAAAUUUUACAGUAACCCACAAUUCACUGAGAAGAGUGCUAUUGACUGUGAGAUCAAUGGCUUCAGGUGAUCAGAAAUUCCCACCACAGAAGCAGGACGCUCAGCCUGGGAGACAGUAUGUCAUGGACCCAACUCCCAAGGAUGCUACUGAAGAUUAUAAGCCUGCUAACAAGCUUGAAGGUAAAGUGGCGCUUGUGACAGGUGGUGAUUCGGGAAUUGGUCGAGCAGUGUGCCAUUGCUUCGCGCUAGAGGGUGCAACGGUGGCUUUUACAUAUGUGAAGGGUCAAGAGGACAAAGAUGCAGUGGAUACCCUUGAAAUGUUGAAGAAAGCAAAACAUCCUGAUGCGAAAGACCCAUUAGCACUACCAGCAGAUCUGGGGUACGACGGGAUUUGCAAAAGAACUGUUGAAGAAGUGGUGAAUAACUAUGGCAGAAUCGAUAUUCUGGUAAACAAUGCUGCUGAGCAAUACGAAGCAAACUCAGUCGAACAGAUCGAUGAACCGAGGCUUCUCAGGGUGUUUAGAACCAAUAUUUUUUCUUACUUCUUUAUGGUUAGGCAUGCUUUGAAACAUAUGAAGGAAGGGAGUUCCAUAAUCAACACAACAUCAGUGAAUGCAUACAAAGGAAAUGCUAAGUUACUCGACUACACAUCGACAAAGGGGGCGAUUGUGGCGUUCACCAGAGGACUUGCAUUACAGCUUGUGAACAAGGGAAUACGCGUAAAUGGGGUGGCGCCUGGUCCAAUUUGGACACCUCUAAUUCCAGCUUCUUUCACUGAAGAAAAGACUGCUAAUUUCGGAAAGCAAGUGCCAAUGCAGAGAGCUGGGCAGCCAAUAGAGGUUGCUCCAUCGUAUGUGUUUCUUGCUUCAAAUGCGGACUCCUCUUAUAUGACCGGCCAAGUCCUUCAUCCCAAUGGUGGAACCAUAGUCAAUGGAUAAUUGACCUUCUGAGUGAGAACUUUGAUGGGGUUUUUUGUUUUUGUUAAUAGUCUUCAAGUCUUUUAUCUUUUGUCGUACGAUUGAGUUUGUUUCCAUAUGUUAAGAUAUGAUGUUAAUGUUGUAAUUUGCUGAAUAAAUUGUCUGUUAACAUUGCCUGAA